AAAAGGCUUUCCUUCUCCCUUACAGAGAUGGGGGCCCAGAGGAGCUGGUGGCCGAUCUGGGCUGGAGUCAGCUUCUUGCUGGUCCCCCUGCCCACCGCGGACGCAUCCUGCUCUGGGGUAAAAUGUGGGCCCCAGGAGCGCUGUCAGAUGGUGGCUGGCAAGCCAACGUGUUCGGCCGCCUCCACCGCCACGUGCUGGGCCCAGGGGGACCCCCACUACACGACCUUUGACGGCCGCCGCUACGACUUCAUGGGCACGUGCUCCUACACGCUGUCUGAGUUUUGCGGCUUUGACGACACCCUGCCCUCCUUCAGUGUGGAGACCAAGAACGAGCAUCGGAACAGCAAGAAGGUGUCCUACGUGGGCCUGGUGACCGUCAGUGCCUACAGCCAGGUGGUCUCCCUGGCUCGAGGGGAGCACGGCUUUGCCCGGAUCAACAACCAGAAGUCUCGGCUGCCGGUGUCCCUGCAUGACGGGAAGCUGAGGGUGUUCCAGAGCGGGACCCAGGGGGUGAUCGAGAUGGACUUUGGGCUUCGUGUCACCUACAACUGGGACUGCCGGCUGAGCCUGACCCUGCCGUCCCGCUUCCAGAACGAGGUCUGCGGGCUCUGCGGGAACUACAACGGGAACCCCGCGGACGACUUCCUCAAGCAGGACGAGACUCUGGCCACUGACGCCGUGGAGUUUGCCGAGAGCUGGAAGCUCGACGAUGGUGACCAGUUCUGCUCCAACGAUUGCCAGGGAGGCUGCCCCAGCUGCACCCCUGGGCAGACCCAGCACUACGAAGGCGACAGGGUCUGCGGGAUGCUGAGCCUGGCGACGGGCCCCUUCGCCCUCUGCCAUGACAUCCUGGACCCCCAGAGUUUCCUGAAAGACUGCGUCUAUGACCUGUGUGCCAGCAACGGCGACCGGCCCAGCCUGUGCCGCGCCCUGGACUCCUACGCCACGGCCUGUAGGGAGCAAGGGGUCACCGUCCAGGACUGGCGGACAGCUGCUGGCUGCCCCAUGACCUGCCCUCCCAACAGCCAGUACUCCCCCUGUGGCAGCGCCUGCCCCCCCUCCUGCUUUGGGGACUCGGCCCCCGCUGACUGCGACUCCCGGCCCUGCGUGGAGGGCUGCGUGUGCAAGCAGGGCUUUGUGCUGAGCGGGGACACCUGCGUGCCCAGCUCGGCCUGCGGCUGCCAGUACCAGGGCCUCGUGCUGGCCCCCGGGGAGGAGAUCUGGGGCGACGAGCUGUGCCGGAAGCGCUGCGUGUGCAAUGGGAAGACUCAGCAGGUGGAAUGCAAAGACACGGGGGGCUGCCCAGCGGGAGAGCGCUGCCGGGUGCAGGACGGGCUCCAGGGCUGCUACCCAGACCACUUUGGGACGUGCCAAGCCUCCGGGGACCCCCACUAUGUCAGCUUUGACGGGCGGCGCUUUGACUUCAUGGGCACCUGCGUCUACUUGCUGGCGGGGUCCUGUGGCCAGGACGCGAACCUGCCUUCCUUCCGGGUCCUGGUGGAGAAUGAGCACAGGGGCAGCCAGACAGUGUCCUACACCAGGGCCGUGCGCGUCCAGGCCCGCGGUGUGGAGGUUGCCGUCCGCAGGGAGCACCCCGGCCGGGUCCUGGUGGACGGUGUGCUCCGGUACCUGCCCCACCAAGCAGCCGGGGGCCAGGUGCAGAUUUUCCAGAGCGGGUACGAUGCCGUGAUCCGCACCGACUUCGGCCUGACCGUCUCCUACGACUGGAACGCCCGUGCCAAGGUCAAGGUUCCCAUCAGCUACGCCAACGCCCUAUGCGGCCUCUGUGGCAACUUCAACAAGGACCCCAAGGACGACUUCACCCUGCGGGAUGGGUCCCUGGCUGCCAAUGCCUUGGCCUUCGGCCAGAACUGGCAGGAGGAGACCCUCCCUGGCUGUGGGGCCGUGAGCCCGGGCGAGUGCCCACAGCUGGACACCCUGUUAGCACAGCAGGCGCAGAGCAAGAAGGAGUGUGGGCUCCUGAAGGACCCGGCGGGGCCCUUCCGGGACUGUCAGGCCAAGGUGGACCCUGACGGCUUCUUCCGGGACUGCGUGUAUGACCGGUGCCUGCUGCCCGGCCAGCCCGACGUGGGCUGCGAUAACCUGGCUGCCUAUGUGGCUGCCUGCCACGCCGCCGGGGCCACCGUCCACCCCUGGAGGACGGACCAGUUCUGCCCCGUGGCAUGCCCCGCCCACAGCCACUACGAGGAGUGCUCCCGGGGCUGCCCAGCAUCCUGCAGCGACGCCUCCGUCCCCAGGGGCUGCGGCUCCGAGUGCCACGAAGGCUGUGUGUGCGACGAGGGCUUCGCUCUCAGCGGGCAGGACUGCGUGCCCCUGGCCCAGUGCGGCUGCCUGUUCCAAGGCGUUUACUACGAAGUGGGCCAGUCCUUCUACCCGGGCCCCGGCUGCGACUCCCUCUGCCAGUGCGGGGAGGGCGGCGUGGUCACCUGCUCGCCCUCCGCCUGCGGCCCCCACGAGGACUGCCAGGUGGCCGGCGGCGCCCUGGGCUGCGUGGUCGUGGGCUCGGCCACCUGCUCGGCCUCCGGGGACCCCCACUACACCUCCUUUGAUGGGCGCAAGUUUGACUUCAUGGGCACUUGCGUCUACACCUUGGUCCGCACCUGCGGCUCUCAGCCCGGCCUGGAGGACUUCGAGGUCCUGGUGGAGAACGUGGCCUGGGGCAACGGGGCGGUCAGCGUCACUCGGGUGGUGACCGUCCGCGUGGCCGCCGUCUCCUUGGUGCUGGAGCAGCACCAGUGGAAGGUCAAGGUGAGGGUUCACCCGGAGAGGACGGGCGGGGGUGCGGAGCAGCCCCCCGGCUGGUCCCUGGGCCCCGAGGACGGGUGGGAGGGGGCCCCUGAACUUCCCCGUGGUCCUGUCCGGGGCCGUCCCGAGCCUACCAGUGGGCGGAAGGCCGGACCAAAUGAAACCGGGACUUUUGGCCUGGGGUGCCACCACCUCGCUUCAAGUCCCUGCCCCCGUUGGCCUCACCGGCAAGCCUUGCCUGGCGGGAACUCAAUGGGGAAGCCCGAGGACAUUUCCAGGAAACCCCACCGGCCAGCUGGCCGUGGCCCCCCUCGGGCCUUCGGGGACCCGUGCCGCCCCCCCGCCGCCCCCUGCCCGGCACCCCGGGACUGCCCCAGCCCGCCCCAGUGCCGGCCCGAGCUGGCCGAGACCUACGGGCAGGAGCGCUUCUGCGGCUUCCUCACCAGCCCCCAGGGGCCCCUGGCCGCCUGCCACGCCCUGGUCAGUCCCAGCGGCUACUUCGACGACUGCGUCUUCGACCUCUGCCUGGGCGGGGGCAACCAGGACAUUCUGUGCAACAGCAUCCACGCCUACGUGGCCGCCUGCCAGGCCGCGGGGGGCACCGUCCAGCCCUGGAGGAGCGACAAGUUCUGUCCCCUGGAGUGCCCCCCCAACAGUCACUAUGAGCUGUGUGCCGACACCUGCUCCCUGGGUUGCUCGGCCCUGAGCGCGCCCCCCAACUGUCCCGGCACCUGCUCCGAGGGCUGCCAGUGCGACGUGGGCUUCGUCUCCGACGGCCGGGCCUGCAUCCCCCUGCAGGACUGCGGCUGCUACGUGGAUGGCAGAUACUACGAGCCCAACCAGCCCGUGCUGCUCCACAACUGCAGCCAGGAGUGCACGUGCCGCCCCGGGCAGGGCCUGCAGUGCCAGGACCACACAUGUGGCGCCGGGCAGGUGUGUGAGCCCUCAGAUGGCAUCCUGGGCUGUGUGACCAAAGACCCGUGCCAGGCCGUGACCUGCCUGGAACAGGAGACGUGCCAGGUGCAGAACGGCCAGGGCGUCUGCGUCCCUAACUACCAGGCCACCUGCUGGCUGUGGGGGGACCCCCACUACCACUCCUUCGACGGCCGAGACUUUGACUUCCAGGGCACCUGCUCCUACGUGCUGGCGGCCCUGUGUGGGGGGCCCUCAAGUCUCCCCGCCUUUACAGUCACCACCAAGAACGAGAACAGGGGGAAUCCCUCGGUCUCCUACGUGAGAAUCGUCACCGUCACAGCCCACGGGACCAACAUCUCUGUGCACAAGGGCGAGGCUGGCCGAGUGCGGGUCAACGGCGUGCUGACCACUCUUCCAGUGAGUGAGGCUGGGGGGCGCCUGGUAGUGUCCCAGGGCCCCGGCCUGGCCGUGCUGGAGACCGACUUUGGCCUCCGGGUCACCUACGACUGGAACUGGCGCGUGGAGGUGACCCUGCCCAGCAGCUACCACGGGGCUGUGUGCGGCCUGUGCGGGAACAUGGACAAGGACCCCACCAACGACAUGGCCUUCCCCAAUGGGACCUUGGCCUCCUCCAUUCCCAGCUGGGGCGGCAGCUGGCGGGUGCCCGAGUGGGACCCUUUCUGCUGGGACGAGUGCCACGGGAACUGCCCGACGUGCGAGGAGGACAAGAAAGAGCAGUAUGGGGGGCCAGACUUCUGUGGGCCCCUGGCUCCCGGUGCGGGGGGGCCCUUCUCGGCCUGCCAUGCCCACAUCAAGCCCGACCCCUUCUUCACCGGCUGUGUCCUGGAUGUCUGCCUUGGCGGCGGCUCUCAAGACAUCCUGUGCCCAGCCCUGGCCUCCUAUGCGGCCGCCUGCCAGGCUGCUGGCAUCGCCAUCGGGGACUGGAGGACCCAAGCCAAAUGCCCGUACCCCUGUGGGCCAAACAGUCACUAUGAGCUGUGUGUGCCAGCCUGCCCACCCAGCUGCCCGGGGCCAGCCCCCGCCCCGCCGUGCUCUGGAAAGUGCUCCGAGGGAUGCCAGUGCGACGACGGCUUCAUCCUGAGUGGCAGCGUCUGCGUGGCCCGCGAGGGCGGCUGCGGGUGCUGGGCCAACGGCACCUACCACGAGCCCGGGGCCGAGUUCUGGGCUGACGCCAGCUGCUCCUCCCUGUGCCGCUGCGAGCCCAGCCAAGGCCAGCUGCUCUGCAACCCGGCCAGCUGUGGGCCGGGCCAGGAAUGCGCCAUCCUCUCCACCGGCCUCCGCGGCUGCCGCCCCCUCAGCAGCGCCACGUGCCAGGCGUCCGGCGACCCCCAUUACGUGACCCUGGACGGGAGGCUCUUCGACUUCCAGGGCUCCUGUGAGUACCUGCUGAGCGGCACCUGCACCGACCCCCAGCCCGGAACGGAGACCUUCUUCGUCACCGUGGCCAACGCCCACCGUGGGAACAAGGCCGUCACCUACACCCGGGACGUCACUCUGCACGUCUACGACCACAGCUUCUCCCUGAGCAGCUCCUUCCCCCGCAAACUGAAGGUGGACGAUCAGCUGGUGGCCCUGCCCUUCCGGCUGGACACGCGUCUCCAGGCGUACCUCAGCGGUGCGAGCGUAGUGAUAGAAACAGUUUUCAGCCUGAGUCUGACCUUUAACGGGGAUAGCCUGGUGCAGCUGCGAGUCCCGGCUCCGUACGCAGGCACUCUGUGCGGCCUCUGUGGAGACUACAACGGGGACCCCGCCAACGACCUCACCCCCAAGGGCGGCCAGCCGGGCAACGAUCCCGUGGCCUUCGGCCACAGCUGGAAGGUGGGCGGCGGUCCGGACUGUGGCGUCUGUCCUCCCAGCGAGUGCCCAGACAGCUGCAGCGAGCAGGAGCAGGCCCAGUUUGGGGGCCCGGAGGCCUGUGGGCUGAUUUCAGCAGUCCAAGGACCCCUCGCCGCCUGCCAUAGCCUGGUGGAUCCCACCCCCUCUUAA
Messenger RNA from Sarcophilus harrisii (Tasmanian devil), 5688 nucleotides. It is a transcript of the gene FCGBP, whose product is annotated as Fc fragment of IgG binding protein. Lineage: Eukaryota; Metazoa; Chordata; Mammalia; Dasyuromorphia; Dasyuridae. The record is from RefSeq and is a predicted model, not a curated record. Gene Ontology annotation, molecular function: protein binding.